Molecule: messenger RNA, 4284 nt
Organism: Vigna radiata var. radiata (mung bean)
Lineage: Eukaryota; Viridiplantae; Streptophyta; Magnoliopsida; Fabales; Fabaceae
Exons: 3
Coding region: 1-4284 (1427 amino acids)
Biological process (GO): DNA integration; proteolysis
Molecular function (GO): nucleic acid binding; aspartic-type endopeptidase activity
Source: RefSeq, a predicted model, not a curated record
AUGGCUGAAAAAUCAUCUUCAUCUGACACCACCAACAUCAACAAAUUGCUUGAACAGAUUCUCCUUGCUCAAGCAAAUUUUGCCAACACCUUACAUGAUAUCUCUAGCCGCACAUCCGCCUUGGAAUCCCAUUCAUCAUCCAACCCCCCUCCGCACCCGUCCACGAGACCCAUAAAAUUUGACCUCCCCACCUUUGAUGGCUCUGACGCACUGGGGUGGAUUUUCAAAGUAACCCAAUUCUUCGAGUUCCAUCAAACCCCCAUCGAUCAACGAAUUCAGGUUGCUUCAUUCUACCUCGUGGGUCCGACUUUGGCUUGGUUUCAGUGGAUGUUCAACAAUGGCUUGCUCACAUCUUGGGAAGCUUUCCUUCAUGCUCUUGAGCUUCGUUUUGCUCCAUCCAAAUUCGAAGACCUCAUUGCUGCCAUCUGCAAGCUUACACAGACUAGCACCCUCCAAGAGUAUCUUGCUGAAUUCGAAACACUUGAUAACCGCAUUUCUGAUCUUCCCCAAAGUUUUUACCUAAGUUGCUUUACCUCUGGCCUCAAGCCACACAUCCGUCGUGAGAUCUUGGCUCUACAACCAGCCGAUCUUCCCCAUGCCAUUGCUCUUGCGAAAUUGCAAGAUGACAAAAACCGCACCACACCUUUUCCAUUCUCACGCUUUGCUCGACCUUCACCACCUCCAACCCAACCACAAAUCCCUGCUCCUAAACCCCUUCCACCACUCCUACCCACACCUCCUACCAAGCUUCCCAUCAAACGACUCACCGAGGCCGAAAUGCAAGCUCGUCGUGACAAGAACCUCUGCUAUAAUUGCGACGAACGGUACACUCGAGGGCACCGUUGUAAACCGCAAUUCCUUCUUCUCACCACGGUGGACACCGAUGACCCUUCCGAGGAGCUUGUAGAGUUGGAUUCUGAUUCCACUACUGACCCACCGUUAGAAGCGGGCCUCAUAAGCCUUCACGCACUAUCGGGGCAAUGGAACCCACACACCUUUCGGGCUACUGGAUCCAUAAAUGGGUACAACGUGCAAAUAUUGGUGGAUAGUGGGACGACCCAUAACUUUAUCCAGACUCGUGUGGCCCAAUUUCUCCAGUUGCCUCUGGAACCUACAACUAGCCCAUUACAAGUAAUGGUUGGCAAUGGUGAUUUUCUUCCCUGUUCAUCAUUUUGUUCUCAGGCCCAGUUAACACUUGCAAACCAUACAUUUCCUAUUGACCUUUACCCUUUGGAGCUAUCAGGAACGGAUGUUAUUUUAGGUGUUCACUGGCUCUCAUUAGUAAGCCCCAUUGUCAUGGACUAUAAUGGACCAUUUAUGAGAUUUAUGUGGCAGGGCAAAUUGGUUCAGUUACAAGGGGACACUGGUCCAUCCCCCUCACCCAUUUCAGCCCACCAAUUGCGACGUCUCCAACACACUAACAGGAUUGCGGCUUUGUUCCAACUUUCCCUUAACACCACUGCUUCACCUUCUUCCCUUUCCUUCAAUGCUAUCCCUCUGCAAUCACCGCAAAACACCCACUCUCCUAUACCACCAACAUCUGAACCACGACUUGCUGCCCUCCUCCACCGCUACUCCACCCUUUUCUCUACCCCCACGUCCUUACCCCCCUCAAGGCAUAACGACCAUUCCAUCAACCUCCUCCCAAACACACCACCAAUCUCUGUUCGCCCAUACCGUUAUCCACAUUUUCAGAAACAGGAAAUUGAGGUCCAGAUACUUAUGAACCCAAAGGAUGCUUCCAAAACAGCCUUCCGCACACACAACGGCCAUUUUGAAUUUCGUGUCAUGUUGUUUGGACUGUGUAAUGCCCCCUCCACUUUCCAAUCUGCAAUGAACGAGCUGUUUCGUCCUCAUCUUCGCAGAUUCAUCAUUGUUUUCUUUGAUGAUAUAUUGGUUUACAGUCCCACCCUCGAGACCCACAUCACUCAUUUGGAAACUACCUUCCACCUACUGCUCUCUAACAGUUUCUACUUAAAGGGGAGUAAAUGUUUCAUUGGUCAACACACAAUCCACUACUUGGGCCAUGUAGUUUCUAAUCACGGGGUUCAGCCUGACCCUGACAAGCUCCAAGCAAUCAGAGAUUGGCCAGUUCCAACAUCCAUUAAGGCCCUCCGUGGUUUUCUGGGUUUGACCGGUUUCUACCGUCGGUUUGUCCCCGGUUAUGCCAAGAUAGCUAAUGCCCUCACUGAUCUGUUAAGAAAAGAUGCCUUCCUCUGGAAUGACCAAGCCCAACAGGCCUUCGACCAACUCAAGCUUGUCCUGAUAAGCUCACCUGUGCUAGCACUUCCUCGCUUUGACAGUGUCUUUACAAUUCAAACUGACGCCUCCGGCUCCGGUAUGGGUGCAAUUUUGUCACAAAACGGUCAUCCGAUCUCAUAUUUUAGUAAGCAAUUUUGCCCUAAACUCCGUCAUUCUUCCACCUAUAUACGAGAGUNAUGUGCAAUCACNAGUNCUGUGCAGAAAUGGCGGCAAUACCUCUUGGGUCGACACUUCAUCAUUCAGACAGAUCAACGUUCUAUAAAGGAACUUCUAUCCCAAACUGUUUUGACCCCAGAGCAACAGUCGUAUUUAUUUAAACUAUUAGGAUAUGAUUUUGAAAUCCAAUACAGGCCCGGAAAAAGCAAUACUGCUGCUGAUGCCCUUUCUCGAGUUGAAAGUUCUCAUUUGGAUACCUUCUUGGUCCUCUCUGUUCCUCAGCUCGACUUUCUUAAUGAUUUAAAGCAAUCAUUGUUUUCAAACUCAGAUUUCACUGCCAUGAGGGACAACAUACUGGCCAAACCGAGUGAUUUUCCACUAUAUUCACUACACGGAGAGUUGAUUACCUUUAAGGACAAAAUUUGGUUACCAUCUUCCUGUGCACUAAUCCCUCUUUUAUUGCAGGAAUAUCACUCCUCUCCUAUGGCAGGUCAUACAGGAGUCACACGAACUCUGGGGCGUUUGAUGGCAAAUUUUUACUGGCCCUCCAUUCGCAAGGAUGUCCAAUCCUUUAUCAAUAAAUGUGUUACUUGCCAACAGACCAAGAUUCCAGCACAGAAGCCUUCGGGUCUUCUUCAACCCAUUCCUUCGCCGUCACAAUGCUGGGAGGACCUUUCCCUUGAUUUUAUUGUAGGUCUUCCUGCCUACAAGGGGUACACAACCAUCCUUGUGGUGGUUGACCGUUUUUCGAAGGCUACCCACUUCGGAAUGCUUCCUCGCUCCUUCUCUGCCACUCAAGUCGCUGACGUCUUCGUCAAUAUCGUGUGCAAACACCAUGGCCUUCCCCGCAGUCUGAUUUCGGAUCGUGAUCCGAUAUUUUUAAGUCAAUUUUGGCGGGAUCUCUUCAAACUUAGCGACACAAAGCUUCAGAUGUCAACUGCUUAUCACCCACAGAGUGAUGGCCAAACGGAGGUAGCUAACAAAGUCCUUCAACAAUACCUCUGUUGUUUUGUCCACCAUCGACCCUCAUUAUGGGGGAAAUUCUUGGCUUGGGCCGAAUGGAGUUUUAACACAGCCAUCAAUGCAUCCACAGGUCUCUCCCCAUUUGAGUCUGAAUUAGCCACUAGAGCAGAUAUUUUGCAGAAACUGGAGCGCAAUCUUGCAAAGGCGCAUGCUUCUAUGAAAAAAUGGGCUGACACUAAUCGCAAGGACAUUCAAUUUAGCGUGGGUGAUUAUGUUUAUGUGCGACUCCGUCCCCGCAGGCAAGCUUCUGUUGCUGGUCCUUACAUUACCAAACUCCAAAAGUGUUUUUUUGGCCCUUUUAAAGUCACCAACAAACUUGGGGCAGUCGCAUAUGAAUUGGAACUUCCCCCCUCUGCUCGAAUUCACAAUGUCUUUCACGUUAGCUUCUUACGCCCACACAAAGGCCCUCUUCCCAAUUCACCACUCCAGCUUCCUCCCGAAAUUGACGAGCAUCAGCCCAUAUUGGAACCCGCGGCUAUUCUAGAUUGGAAGUGGGAUAAUUCUACCUCCGACCCUCAAAUACAGGUCCUCAUACAGUGGUUGGGAUUACCCCUCGAGGAAGCAACUUGGGAGCCUUGGCAAGUCAUUAAGUCACAAUUUCACCUUGAGGACAAGGUGACUCUUGAACCCGCAGGAGAUGUAAGGAUCACUGGGCCAAUUACACUAAUUCCCUCUAAUGAGCCCACUACAGUAGCAUCAUCACAGUUGGGCCAUUCCACUGAUUUUGAGACUGUAUUUGGAAGGACUAGUAAAAGGCAGCCUCAGCAACCUCAACACUUUAAGGAUUACGUGGUGACUCUGCCCCAUGUACGUGAGAAAGGAAAAUCCGUUAGGAAUGAUUAG